Molecule: messenger RNA, 2502 nt
Organism: Geodia barretti
Lineage: Eukaryota; Metazoa; Porifera; Demospongiae; Tetractinellida; Geodiidae
Source: the annotation of a GenBank genome assembly
UCCAGUGAUUUCUAGUUUUCUAAGUUGAUUUCUCGGUCUCUCGAGGGUUCUAUAACUGUACACUCCCAAAAGAGGAGUUCCCUUUACUGUCACGAACAGUAGUCAUGCGCCAGAGGCCCAUAAUACUGUCGCCGGCGGCCGGCCUGAGCGAGUGACUCGCGUGCGCGCGCGCCGCAGCAGGGUCGGCCUUGUAGUAUACUAUAGUGAACGGAGCUAUACGGAAAUGAGAAAAAGACGGUGGCCGUAGUCUCUCCAAGGUCUCAACGCGCGACAUACUAAUAGCCCAGCCCAUCAAUUAGCGGUAUUGCACAAGUGUAGUUCGCCGAGGGUUUGCACUUCAGUGCUUUUUCAUAUUAUUGUACUUUUAUUUGCUGUGGAUCUUUGAGGCCUCAACUAGUGUAUGUGAAAUAGGUACCAUUUGCCCGCUAUGUGGCAAUGAAUAAGAUCAAGACAAUUAAACGCUACCACAUUGAUAGAGUCUAUAGACGAGACCAGCCGAGAAUGACUCUUGGUCGCUACAGAGAGUUCUACCAAUGUGUAAGUUAGCAGCAGCAGUAGUUCAUACAGUGGGAGGAUUAAUAUUGUGUGGCAGGCGUUAAGCUGAGUCUAGCCCAGCAGCAGUUGAGUAGCUUAUAUUAAAUAGUGUAUUAAGCCUUUCAACUUGCCACGUUUCAGUACCAGCAAGCACAUGUGCAACAUUCAACGGUAGGUUCGUAGACAAAACAUGCAGAGUCCUAACACGGCUCACUUGAGCCUGGCUUUCUCCAUGAUGGAUGAUACCUUCAAGCUCAGCUGGAUUAGCUAUACAUGUAUAUACUGUGUAUGGUUUGGGUUUGAGCUCAAUGGCAGUUUUGGGAAUGGUACAGGUUAAAUUUUAUGUGAUCCACACAAAGAGCUUUAACUUUCUGCUCCUUAGCUAGUAGUCUAUACAGUAUUCGUAGUCUAAAUAGUCUAAAUCUACAUUAAAACCCAUGAGAGCACACCAGUUUAUGGCAUACCUCAUGUUCCAGCAAGUGCCAAGACUUUUUAAGCUGUGGCUGCUGCGGAGCACGUUUGGUGGCAACACUGUCCUCGAAAAACAGCUACGUAGGGUUACCACUGGUAGUGAAUACACAAUGAUGACCAAGUGUUUGGCAGUAGGGUGGACUAAUUGAGCCAUUAGGGAGAUAUAUUAUUGCCUUUGUGUGCGAGACUUUUUUGUUAAACCAUUGUCAUGAGGAAAUUUACCACACCAACCAACUUGACCCUACGUAAAAAUAAUCCUGGUAAUGAAUGGGUUGAUAUAUUUUGGUGUCAGGAUUUUGACAUAGCUGGUGAAUAUGAUCCAAUGAUACCCGAUGCCGAGUGUGUGAGGAUAGUAUAUGAAAUCCUUUCUCAGCUGGAUCUUGGGAGUUUCAUUAUUAAGGUGAACCAUCGAAAUGUGCUGGAUGGGAUGUUUGAAGCCUGUGGAGUACCUCCAGAGAAGUUUAGGUCAAUCUGCUCUUCAGUUGACAAACUGGAUAAGACGGAGUGGGAGGAGGUGAAGAAGGAGAUGGUGGAAGGAAAGGGACUAGAGGAAGCAGUGGCAGACAAAAUUGGGGAAUACGUCAAACUCAGUGGUCACUUUGAGCUGCUGGAAAAGCUAAUGUCAGACAUGGGGCUGACAGCUGUUGCCAGUGCAAGGGCUGGUCUUGAGGACAUGAAGUUACUGCUCCAUUACUGUGAGCUCUUUGGAGUGUUAGAUAAGGUCAGCUUUGAUCUGAGUCUGGCUAGAGGACUCGACUACUACACUGGAGUCAUCUACGAAGCAAUUUUGACAGGUGAUGCUACAAUGAAAGAUGGAGAGGUUCCUGCAGUUGGUUCUGUAGCUGGAGGUGGUCGGUACGAUGGACUGGUGGGUAUGUUUGAUCCCAAAGGCCAACACGUUCCAUGUGUGGGAGUUAGCAUUGGUAUUGAGAGGGUCUUUUCAAUUUUGGAGAGUAGGGCCAAAGAAGCUGGAGGCAAGGGCAUCCGUACCGUUGAAACCCAGGUAAUGGUUGCUUCAGGGCAGAAGAACCUCUUAGAGCAGAGAAUGAAGGUCUGCACGCUGCUGUGGAAUGCCGGGAUAAAGACUGAGAUGCUGUACAAGAGGAACCCGAAACUGCUCAAUCAGUUCCAGUACAGCGAGCGAGAGGGUGUACCCCUCCUUGUUAUUGUGGGGGAGGAAGAGACAGUGAAAGGUGGUGUCAAGAUUAGGGACACUCACACCAGAGAAGAGGAUUUUGUUGAGAUGGCUGCACUUGUUCCAGAACUGAACAAAAGACUAGCUGAGUGUCAGCAUUCAGAAAGGGUGUAGAAAGAUGAAGAAACUGUUGGCGAGAGAGAUACUGUAAAAAAAUUAAUCAGCAUUAGCUAUGUGUAGUUUUUCAGAAAUUUGCAAAGAAGCAUACACAUGUUUAGAUAAUUAUGGUUGUAGUAAAUUUGAAGAUGGUGUAUAUUAUAGCCUUUUACCAGCAAUGGAUGAGUUCCUGAGUCGCCAUGUCU